AUGAUUAAUAGAAAAGACAUGGAGCCACGAAGCUUACUGGAAUUAAUUGAUGACAUCCAGCGGUUGGGGCUGCACUACAAGUUCGAAGACGACAUAAACAAUGCCCUUCACAGGAUUGUUUCAACACAAAACUUGAAAGACGAAUCACAGAAAAAAAGUCUGCAUGAAACUGCCCUCCUUUUCCGCCUUCUUAGACAACAUGGAUUUGAUGUCUCACAAGAUGCAGAUGUUUUUGACAGUUUCAAAGAUGAAGAGGGGAAAUUUAAGGCUGAAAUUAGCCAUGAUGUUGAAGGAAUGUUAAGUCUAUACGAGGCAUCCUACUUGAGCUUUGAAGGAGAAAGUGUGUGGGAGGGAAAUGCAUUUUCAAGAACAUGUCUGAUGAACUUAAUAAAAGAGGGGAUAGAUAAGGAAGUGGGUGAAGAAGUUAGGCAUGUGUUGGAGGGGCUUCCCUUGUGGUGGAUGGACCUUGGCCUCACAACCAAACUGAAUUUUGCUCGAGAUAGAUUUGUGGAAUCUUUCUAUUGGUCGGUGGGAAUGGAACCUGAACUUAUAUUUGCUAAUUAUCGUGAAGAACUCACGAAAGUGGGAAAAUUGAUCACAAUCGUAGAUGAUAUGUAUAUGAUGUCUACGGUACUCUGGAUGAGUUGGAGCUCUUCACAAAUGUUGUCGAAAGUUGCAUACCUGAGUUCCAGAUGGGAUGUAAAUGCCAUGAACACUCUACCAGACUACAUGAUGUUGUGUUUCUUAGCUCUUUAUAACACUGUUAAUGGGAUGGCUUAUGACAUCUUCAAAGAACGGGGCAUAAAAUGUCUUCCUUACCUCACCAAAGCUUGGUCUGAUUUGUGCAAAUCAUACCUGCAAGAAGCAAAAUGGUAUUACAAUAAAGUGAUUCCACCAUUGAACGAGUUCCUUGACAAUGGAUGGAUCUCAUCCUCAGGUGGAGUUCUUCUUACUCAUUCCUUCUUCUUAGUCACUCCAGACCACGACAUCACAGAGCAAUCGCUUCAUUCCUUAGCUAAUUACCAUGACCUCUUGCGCUCUUCAAUGACCAUUUUAAGGCUUUGCAAUGAUUGGGGAACAUCCUCGGAUGAGAUUGAGAGGGGUGAAAUUUCAAGUUCAAUAUUAAGUUACAUGCAUGAAACUGGUUUCUCGGAAGAAAAAGCCCGUCUACACUAUAAAACAUUGAUUGAAAAAGAAUGGCGUAAGUUGAAUAAAUACCAAGUCAUGAACUCUACGUUUUCCAAAUCUUUCGUAAAAGUUUGCAUUAACCAUGCUCGGACUGCUCAUUACACAUACCAAAUUGGAGACGGAUUUGGACGACAAGACGCUGUAUCAAAGAACAGAAUUCAGUGUUUGCUAAUAGACCCUAUUCGAGUUAAUGUGGCAUGA
This is a messenger RNA of Sphenostylis stenocarpa, 1389 nucleotides long. NCBI's taxonomy places the organism in Eukaryota, Viridiplantae, Streptophyta, Magnoliopsida, Fabales, Fabaceae. The record is from the annotation of a GenBank genome assembly.